Messenger RNA from Musa acuminata AAA Group (dessert banana), 1926 nucleotides. RefSeq names its product CBL-interacting protein kinase 1-like. The transcript has 14 exons. Gene Ontology annotation, biological process: signal transduction; protein phosphorylation. Gene Ontology annotation, molecular function: protein serine/threonine kinase activity; ATP binding. The record is from RefSeq and is a predicted model, not a curated record. NCBI's taxonomy places the organism in Eukaryota, Viridiplantae, Streptophyta, Magnoliopsida, Zingiberales, Musaceae. Bases 228 to 1574 code for a protein of 448 amino acids.
GCACGACGCUUGCUUUCGCCGUCCUCCUCAUCGUACCAUUCCCCCAUCUUGAGCCGCACCCCGACUGCCGGAUCACCGGGAACGUCCGCUCCCUUGGCGCCGCCCUCCUGCGAAUCUGGAAGUCUGAGAAAGGGCUAGGAAGGUCGAGCCUCAUCUCUCCCAUCGCGAGAAGAGAACGAAGACAGGGAGUAGAAGAAGAGGAAGAGGACGGUGCUGUGCGUGCAUAUAUGGUGAAGGAAGGAGGCGAGGAGGGAGUGCUGGGGAAGUAUGAGCUGGGGAGGACGCUGGGCGAGGGGAACUUCGGGAAGGUGAAGUACGCGAGGAACGUCGUCACCGGGCAGGCCUUCGCCGUCAAGAUCCUCGACCGCAAGCGCAUCCAGUCCCUCAAGAUCGACGACCAGAUCAAGAGGGAGAUUGGCACGCUGAAGCUGCUGAAGCAUCCCAACGUGGUCCGUCUACAUGAGGUAUCGGCCAGCAAAACCAAGAUUUAUAUGGUCCUUGAAUACGUCAACGGCGGCGAAUUGUUCGACAAAAUCUCAUUGAAGGGUAAGCUUUCAGAAAAGGAAGGAAGGAGGCUUUUCCAGCAGUUGAUAGAUGCUGUCAGCUAUUGUCACGAUAAGGGUGUUUACCACAGAGAUCUCAAGCCAGAGAAUGUGUUGGUUGAUGCAAAAGGAAACAUAAAGGUAUCCGAUUUCGGCCUCAGUGCACUGCCUCAACAUCUUGGGAAUGAUGGAUUGCUGCACACAACAUGUGGGAGCCCAAAUUACAUUGCCCCUGAGAUCCUCUCGAACCGAGGUUACGACGGUGCGAGGUCCGAUAUCUGGUCUUGUGGUGUCAUCCUCUAUGUCAUCCUCACCGGCUAUCUUCCUUUCGACGACAGAAACCUCGCUGUUCUAUAUCAGAAGAUCGUCAGGGGCGACACCAAGAUCCCCAGGUGGCUCUCCCCGGGCGCUCAGAACAUCCUGAGGAGGAUUCUUGAUCCAAAUCCUGUAACUCGGAUGAAUGUGGCUGGGAUCAAAGCAGACGACUGGUUCAAAGAGGACUACGCCCCGGUGUUCCCGAAAGAUGACGACGACGACAGUUAUGGUGACUCCUUUCCUGUUAAAGAGCAAAAUGUGUCCGGCGAGAAUGGAGCUUCACCUACACAUAUCAAUGCGUUCCAGCUGAUAGGAAUGUCUUCAUCGCUCGAUCUUUCUGGCUUCUUCGAGAAAGAGGAUGUGUCCGAAAGGAAAAUAAGGUUCACAUCAGAUCACUCACCAAAAGAGUUGUUGGAGAAGAUUGUGGACAUCGUCACAGAGAUGGGGCUUCAGGUUCAGAAGGGGCAUGGCAAGCUGAAAGUAACGCAGAAGCAGGAUCGGAGGAGCACGAAGAGCGCUGCGUCACUGUCUCUGGCUACAGAGGUGUUCGAGCUCACUCCGUCUGUGUGUGUUGUGGAGCUGAGGAAGUCACAGGGUGAUUCGUCGUUGUACAGGAAGGUGUGUGCGAGGCUAUCGGAGGAUUUGGGGGCGAGCAAGGGAGAACAGCUUCUGGGGACGAAGAAGAGCUUGACGCCAGAGGCGAGCAGCUACACGUGACGCGCCUUUUUGUAGCAUCAGGCGCACGAGAUAGACGUGCUCGGAAUAUGCCCAAUUGUACAUAAACGAGCGACGUCGGAAGAUGGUGGCGAUUAGUGAUUCCACACGGGCAGCUUCCCGUUUUCCUUGGCCGCGCGCGCCUCUUGCAGUGAACGAAGGAAAGAAAUAUGGGAGUUGAGAGUCACCGGACGACGACCGGAGGUAUUGGUAUUUUCAUUUUACUGAUAAGAAAACUGAGAAGCAAAGAUCAUCACCAUCAUCGAUUGCUAGUUUAUGCUGCUGCGCAUGGGUGAUAAGGCUAUCUAUCCUAAGUUUUGUACGCAUAUCGAAUAAAUAGAUUACGUUUUGGCAA